This is a messenger RNA of Neltuma alba, 2100 nucleotides long. RefSeq names its product putative glucose-6-phosphate 1-epimerase. Lineage: Eukaryota; Viridiplantae; Streptophyta; Magnoliopsida; Fabales; Fabaceae. Gene Ontology annotation, molecular function: carbohydrate binding; glucose-6-phosphate 1-epimerase activity. Bases 754 to 1668 code for a protein of 304 amino acids. The record is from RefSeq and is a predicted model, not a curated record. Gene Ontology annotation, cellular component: cytoplasm. The transcript has 8 exons. Gene Ontology annotation, biological process: carbohydrate metabolic process.
AGCCGGUCUUGAUUGGUGUGGCAUGUGGGUGACCAGCUGAAUCUUUGAAUUCUGUUUGGUCUUCCAGAGUCUACUGAAGGGGCAAACGACAAUUUCGCGCGUAACUGGGUCGUUAAUUCCGGUAUUCUGCCUCUUGUGUCCAUAUUUAGAACCUAGAGGACUCGUUGAAAGCUGAAACCCCGAAAUCCAAACCCUUCUUCGGCUUCACAUAUCCUUCCUUCCUACCCUCGAAUAUGUGAUUCUGCUUGAAAACUAUCCACUCCGCCACAUGGGCGCACCAAAAAUACUGGUCACCAUUCUUCUAUCCGUGAGUCAAAUUUUAAUUUGUGCUUCGUCCCCAUUUAGUAACUGUGAGAAAUGGGGUUUGGCCGAUGUCUAGUAAUUGGCUUUAUUUUAUAAGUUACCAACUCCAAAAAAAAAAUCUUCCUGUGUCUGUAUUUGACCACUGUUCGUUAGGAGGAGGCUCUAUUAUCUGAAAAGUCAUCGGAUAUUAAUGUUGAAGAGAAGAUCAAGGUAGUUGGUAUUUGUUGGGCUUUUAGUUUCGUAUUUCACGAGAAAACUUGGUAGGUCACAAGAAAAGGUCACACGGGAAGCUCACGAGUUUUCACCCGCUUCACCGUCACGGCUGAAGUCAGUUUCUCUUCAAAGUUCCAUUGUUCUUUUUAGCUUCUGGGAAUCCAAUUUUAAUGUACUUAGAGGUUGAGAGACACAGAUCAUAUAUCUUGUUUGUUGAAUUGAUAUCGUGGAGACGACAUGAGUCAUUCUGGAGCAGAAAGGGAAGGCAGAGCUGGAGUUGAAGUUACCAAGGACAAGAAUGGAGUAGACCAGGUUGUUCUUCGGAACAAUCGAGGAGCUUCAGCAAGGGUUAGUUUGCACGGAGGGCAGGUACUUUCAUGGAAAACUGAACGUGGUGAAGAAUUACUCUUCACUAGCAGUAAGGCUAUCUUUAGUCCUCCGAAAGCAGUGCGAGGAGGAAUUCCAAUAUGUUUUCCACAGUUUGGAAACCGAGGAACACUAGAGCAACAUGGAUUUGCAAGGAACAAGAUGUGGGUCAUUGAUGACAAUUCUCCACCAAUUCCUAGUACCGAUUCCAAUGGCAAAUCCUAUAUUGACUUGCUACUCAAACCAUCUGAAGAAGAUCUUAAGAUAUGGCCACAUAGCUUUGAGUUUCGGCUUAGGGUGUGUUUGGCAGCAGAUGGCUAUCUAACUGUGAUUUCUCGCAUCAGGAACGUGAACAGCAAGCCUUUCAGUUUCUCCUUUGCGUAUCACACGUACUUCUCUAUCUCUGAUAUCAGUGAAGUGAGGGUAGAAGGGUUGGAGACUCUUGAUUAUCUCGACAACCUACGCAAUAAAGAUCGCUUCACAGAACAAGGGGACGCUUUAACAUUUGAAUCUGAGGUGGAUCGUGUCUAUCUGGAUUCAUCAAAUGUUGUCGCUGUUCUAGAUCACGAAAGGAAGAGAACAUUUGUGAUAAAAAAGGAAGGACUUCCAGACAUUGUUGUUUGGAAUCCAUGGGAGAAAAAGUCAAAAACGAUGAUGGAUCUUGGGGAUGAAGAGUACAAGCAUAUGCUUUGUGUUGAUGGUGCAGCAGUUGAGAAACCAAUCACAUUGAAGCCAGGUGAAGAAUGGACUGGCCGCUUGGACCUUUCUGUUGUCCCCUCUACCUGAUCCCCGUUAGCUGACUUUUAGAUGCGCAUGACUCUGAAUGUAAACCACCCAGCAUUCUUUUUAAAGAGCUGGUAACAGUCUAUUUAAAAUAAUAAUGUUUAAGUGAUAUAAAUGUAAAUAAUAGGAGAUGAUCCCAGACAUAGGGCAAAUUGAAAAUAAGUCUCCUGUAAUUUUUUUUUCUUUUUUAAAAAAAAAAAGAUAGAUAUGAGCUAUUUACUUGAUAUGGAGCCCAAAAUAAGAUCAAGCAUGCAAGUAUGAGAAUAGACAUUGUAAGAUGAUCCGCACUUAUCAUAGCGGCUUCCUAGAGUUUAUAAAAUUUGUAUUGGUAUUGAUGCAUAUUUCCACUCUUCAGUGAAUUUGAAAUACAUAAGUGACGCACUUGAAGUGAUUGUUGGAUAUGAUUAAUGAAACUGUGAGGUGAAUUUCUCAGAA